UUAAAUAAAUUAAUUUUUAAUUAUUUUAUCUGUGAUAACUUUGAAAGAAUAUAUUGUGAAUAUUUUAUGGAACGAUUAAUGGAUUUGAGUGUGUGAUAAAUUUGUGUUUUUGUUUAUCAUAAAAGGUCACAUAUUUCCCAAAAAUGGUAAUCCAACUAUCAUCGCAAAUAAACAACACUAAAAAAGAGGAUGGCUUCGCGAACAUCCUCGGCCACAUAGGACGAUGGCAGAUCUUAGUUUGCACUACAGUUUCUCUCGUAAAACUGUCCUCCGGUUGGGUUCAAAUGGCAAUACUCUUUCUCACACCGAAAUUAAACUUUUGGUGCAUUGAAUUUUCUAAUACAAGUCGAAUUACUGACAACUCAACGUGUUAUGAAGAUUGUUUGAAGUACGAAUACGAUCCUAGUCCGUUUGAAAACACGAUUGUAUCAGAAUGGGAUCUGAUCUGCAGCAGAAGUUGGUUGUCGAGCUUCACACAGACAGUCCUGCAAUCUGGGAUAUUAAUCGGCAGUAUUUUGUUUGGAUUUCUGUCUGAUAGAUAUGGCCGAAAGAACACGUUCCUUUUUUCAAUAACAGCUCUCAUUGCCUUCGGAUUCGGCAUCCCUUUCGCACCCGACUACAUCACCUUUACUGUCCUCCGGUUCUUCCUCGGCGUGGCAACAGCAGGAACUAUGGUCGUCUCCUUCGUACUCAUCAUGGAGACAGCCGGUCCAAACUUCAGGGAGAUAUUAGGUUGCUUUUUCCAAAUCCCAUUCAUCAUAGGACAUAUGAGUGUGCCUUUAUUUGCCUAUUUCUUCAGAAGUUGGGACACUUACUGUUUGGCAUUAGCGAUACCUCCUGUCGUAUAUUUUGGGUACUUUUUCUUGCUGACGGAAUCACCAAGAUGGCUGGUCAGUGUCGGACGAGUGAAGGAGGCUACGGUUAUUGUGAAGAGAGCGUGUGAAAUGAACAACCUACCAACUAAUAAAGUCGAAGAGAGUCUCAUAAAGUUAGCAGAGAGUGUCCAGAGCAGUAGCUCAGGGCCGAAGUUGAACUAUUCUGCGCUAUUCCGCAAGUCAUUGUGGCUGAAGACGAUCUGCUGCUGUGUCAUGUGGACUAUCAGUGGGCUAACGUUCUUCGGAUUCAAUCAGUACAUCAGCCAAACCAGCCCUGAUCCCUUCGUUAGCGUCGCAGCUGCCGGAGCUAUACAGAUUCCCUCGAAUAUAUUAUCAAUAUGGUUGAUAAAGUAUCUUGGUAGAAAGAUCACAAUUGUAUUGUUCUUCAUACUGGGAGGUGUCUGUGUCGUGGUGCUGGGAGUGGUUCCUGAUGUAUACUGGAUCACGUUGACGCUCGGGACAUUAGGAGUCAGUUGUGCAGCAAUAGUCGCCACUACUUUAUACAUUUAUACCUCGGAAUUAUUCCCAACUGUAGUCAGGAACAUGGCUAUGGGUUCAAGUUCCAUGUCAAUGAGACUUGGAUCCAUGAUAGCACCUUUUGUAUCCAAUUUAUCAUUAACAGUGUCAUGGUUACCCACCUUGAUAUUCGGUUUCGCACCUAUAGCGGCUGGAAUUGUUUGUUUAUUACUCCCAGAGACGAAAGGAACAACACUUACUGAUAGUUUAGAAGAAGAUUAA
Messenger RNA from Papilio machaon (common yellow swallowtail), 1613 nucleotides. RefSeq names its product organic cation transporter protein. Bases 144 to 1613 code for a protein of 489 amino acids. Gene Ontology annotation, molecular function: transmembrane transporter activity. The record is from RefSeq and is a predicted model, not a curated record. Gene Ontology annotation, biological process: transmembrane transport. The transcript has 5 exons. Gene Ontology annotation, cellular component: membrane. NCBI's taxonomy places the organism in Eukaryota, Metazoa, Arthropoda, Insecta, Lepidoptera, Papilionidae.